UUGCGGUAUGCACCCAAACCCAACCGAACCUUACCUUGUAUACAGCUGGCAAGCUGAUCUAUGGAGCUCGAAAAAAAUAAAUGUAAUCGUGUGAAAACAUUGCUCUUAGAAAAAUAGUAUUACCUGUUGUAUCUGAAUAAAUUUACUCAUAAUUGAAAUAAUGCCCCUGGGAGUGAAACCAAAAUGCGUAAAAUGCGAUGGAACUGAAAGUAUUCUGUGGCAUGGUACAGAAGCUGGCAACCAGUGCAACACCUGUUUUGAACUAGAACGAUUUCCAAACACAUUGGAUGACGACGAUAAAGCGAGCAAUAAUUCCUCAAACAGUGCCAAUAUUACUGUUAAAACCGAAUUGAAUGACUGUAGGUCACAACCUAGAAAAAGUACCAGAGUCACAAGGUAUCUCAAAAACAAACCAGCUCCACCUUUGAAACCCACACCAAAAGGGAGAGGACGGAGACACAUUUUCAAAAAAACGCCGAUUAAAGCUCCAGCAGCUGUAGCGACUCCAGUUACAAGUGAUUACGUCUUUUAUAAAGGUUCCUACAUUCAAGUAGGAGAUAUUGUUUCUAUGCAAGAUAUUGACGGUGGUCUUUACUAUGCUCAAAUAAGAGGGCUUCUCACCGAUCAAUAUUGUGAGAAAAGUGCAGCAGUUACAUGGCUGAUUCCAACUACUGCAAGUCCUCCACCAGAAGAUGGUUUUCACCCUGAGACAUACCUAAUCGGUCCCGAGGAAGAUAUACCUAGAAAGCUCGAAUGUAUGGAAUUUGUAAUGCACGCACCAUCAGAUUAUUUCAAAUUGAAAAAUUCUCCGUAUCCUCCACCUCUUACAGAGACAGGCGCUGGAUAUAUAUGGACAACACUGAAAAAAGAAGUGAAUGUUAGUAAAAAAUAAUAUGUUGUUAUCACUGGAUUUAAAUAUGUAUUAAAAUUAUGAGAAUAAAAUUUGUCUGUCAAGUCAAAAA
Athalia rosae (coleseed sawfly) is the source of this 962-nucleotide messenger RNA. RefSeq names its product GATA zinc finger domain-containing protein 1. The record is from RefSeq and is a predicted model, not a curated record. NCBI's taxonomy places the organism in Eukaryota, Metazoa, Arthropoda, Insecta, Hymenoptera, Athaliidae. The coding region runs from base 161 to 892 and encodes 243 amino acids. Gene Ontology annotation, cellular component: nucleus. Gene Ontology annotation, biological process: chromatin organization. The transcript is spliced from 3 exons.